UCUAAAACCCUCUUUCGAAUUCCAUUUCCCUCUCUCGCUCUCAUUUUUGGAUUCAAGAAACCUAAAACCCGUUCGCCAUUUCGGGCGAGAUUCCGUUUCUAUCGGCUGCUCGUUUCAGAGGUUUUUGUUUCUCAGAUUUCGCAUCGGAAGUGUCGUGUGUGAAAUGCAUCCUCCUCUGACGCUGCAUAGGCACCCGAUGUGCGCUGAAAUUAUUGAACUGUUCCAGAAGUGUCACACAGACCAUCCUGUUGCCAAGUUCUUUGGCGAGUGUACAGAUCUCAAGAUAAAACUAGACCAUUGUUUCCGAGAGGAAAAAGCUUUGAAGCGAAAAGCAAACUUUGAAGAGAGCAAGAAGUUGAAGGAAAGGUUACAGGCUUACAGAAAAGCAACUGCGGAGAAUAGCUCAGAAUAAUGUCUCAAAUUCACUACCAUUUUUAGAGCUUUGCUAACCACUCACACAUGUGCAACGAAGCUCAUGCACAUGACACAGAUAUGCCAGCAUGCCAUGAUAGGUCAUAGAUCCAAUCCAUUCAUCAGAAAGGAACCACUAUAUUGAUGCCCUAUCUCAAGAAUCAGGUUGAUCCACUGCUCUGGUGGGCCACAGUUUGAAUACAAAUGUACUGCUCUGAAAAACUUGCUUGAAGUUUUUCUACCCAUUCCCACCUUUCCAAUAUUUGGGGCCUGAUUUUUUUUUGGAAAACAAGUAGAAGGUUGAACCAACCUGAUGGAUCGAUUGGAUCUUGCACCUAGUUGCCAUGCUGGCACUUGUGGCAUGUACAUGAGCUUUGUAGUACAUGCAUUUGCACUUAGCAAUGCUCCCAUUUUUAUACUAAACCCAUGUUUAACAAAAUAACAUCCGGAUUAUGUACAAACGUUUCAUU
This is a messenger RNA of Magnolia sinica, 881 nucleotides long. RefSeq lists its product as uncharacterized. Gene Ontology annotation, cellular component: mitochondrion. The record is from RefSeq and is a predicted model, not a curated record. NCBI's taxonomy places the organism in Eukaryota, Viridiplantae, Streptophyta, Magnoliopsida, Magnoliales, Magnoliaceae. The transcript is spliced from 4 exons. The coding region runs from base 164 to 412 and encodes 82 amino acids.